CCCCCUCUGCGUGCCGCGUCAUCAUCUAGCGCCCCCGCCAAGACGUGCGAAAAGCGACGGCGCAGCACGGUACGGCGCAGCUCUUGCUCGCCUUUCCCCUUGCUGGGCGAGAGGUGUCUAUGGGGCACCCGCUGCCGCCGCCGCUACCGCCACCGCCACCGCCGCUGGGUGCUGUCUCUAUGGCGAGGAGGAGGAGGAGGAGCGCGAGCUCAGCGACACAAGUACAUAAAUAAAGGAUAAAAUAUUUUAUGAAACAGAUCUUCAAUCAAGUAUAACAUUUUGAUGCUUGGCAUCUAGACUCCCUUGUGCCCUCACUAUGCCAGCGGCAACUGUAGAUCAUAGCCAAAGAAUUUGUGAAGUUUGGGCUUGCAACUUGGAUGAAGAGAUGAAGAAAAUUCGUCAAGUUAUCCGAAAAUAUAAUUACGUUGCUAUGGACACCGAGUUUCCAGGUGUGGUUGCAAGACCCAUUGGAGAAUUCAGGAGCAAUGCUGACUAUCAGUACCAACUAUUGCGGUGUAAUGUAGACUUAUUAAAGAUAAUUCAGCUAGGACUGACAUUUAUGAAUGAGCAAGGAGAAUACCCUCCAGGAACUUCAACUUGGCAGUUUAAUUUUAAAUUUAAUUUGACGGAGGAUAUGUAUGCCCAGGACUCUAUAGAGCUACUAACAACAUCUGGUAUCCAGUUUAAAAAACAUGAGGAGGAAGGAAUUGAGACCCAGUACUUUGCAGAACUUCUUAUGACUUCUGGAGUGGUCCUCUGUGAAGGGGUGAAAUGGUUGUCAUUUCAUAGUGGUUACGACUUUGGCUACUUAAUCAAAAUCCUAACCAACUCUAACUUGCCUGAAGAAGAACUUGACUUCUUUGAGAUCCUUCGAUUGUUUUUUCCUGUAAUUUAUGAUGUGAAGUACCUCAUGAAGAGCUGCAAAAAUCUCAAAGGUGGAUUACAGGAGGUGGCAGAACAGUUAGAGCUGGAACGGAUAGGACCACAGCAUCAGGCAGGAUCUGAUUCAUUGCUCACAGGAAUGGCCUUUUUCAAAAUGAGAGAAAUGUUCUUUGAAGAUCAUAUUGAUGAUGCCAAAUAUUGUGGUCAUUUGUAUGGCCUUGGUUCUGGUUCAUCCUAUGUACAGAAUGGCACAGGGAAUGCAUAUGAAGAGGAAGCCAACAAGCAGUCAUGACAUGAAAUAGUCCUUUUAUUUUUAUUUUAUUUCGAGCUACACACAUGCUUGUAUAUAGGUUUUAUCUCUGGUUGAAUCCCUUGAACAAUAGACAGUACCUUUCCCCCCCCCUUUCAUGGCCCAUUUUAUUGUCUGCCUUUCACUACUAAGUAUGACCAUUCCUAUCUCAGAUCUUAAUAAAAAACAAAACAAAAAACAAAACAAAAAUGCAUUCAGGUUAAAUUUGGCCUUAAUUUAAUAUACUUGUUAGCAAGCGUGUGUGACAGAGAGUGGGGAAAGCUACAUCACUGAAUAUUUUGAUUAACUUUACCUACUUGAGUUUGGUUUAUUUUUCCCUUUUCCUAAAUUGACUAGCACUGACUGUAAUUUAUUUCCCUAUUUCAUGUCUCUCUCUUCCAUUCUGCAGGAGUUUUAGCUAUUUGAGAUUGUGGACCAUCAGUUUUGCACUUUAGAGAGUGUUUCUGACUCAAAACCUCUGUUUUAUCAAAAAUUUUGUUUUUUCUUGAUCUUAGCUGGAAAAAUGACCAUCUGCCAACUUUACACAGUAUUUACUUGGUUUUGACUCACAGAAUAUAGCAUAUUCAUUGUGCAAACUGUCGAUUCAGCGAAACUAAAAAAAAAAAGACAAGAAACUACUGAGGAGCUUAGUAACUGCUGUUUCUGUACGUAGUGUUUAAUCUUCCAAGCACAUCUAGUGUCUGUCAGUUUCUAAUUGGCAUGUGUAGGCUGCUCUGUGACUGAAGAAUUUUCAAACCAGCUUUACACCCUUCAGGAAAAAUCCCUUGUGAUUGGAUAUUUAGUAUCUGCCAGGAAACUGGUACUCAAGAUGUUGAAGCUACAGUUAUUUUAUGAUAGCACACUUCCCUUGAUUUGCCUAUUUUUAGUCCAUCACCAUUUACCCAUGUCUUUUUUAAAAAUUUUAUUUUGUAGCCAUACUUAUGAUGCUCUUGAUUUGUUGGUUACACAAAUCAAUUUUAUUAAAAUCCAAAGAUAACAAGUCUUUAGGUAUAUUUUGUACCAGAUUAAAUUAGAAGACAAAAAUUGCGCUUUCAUAGUUGCUACAAAGGUAAAUAAUGGAGAGAUCUGGUACAAAACAACAAAUUAUAUAUAUAUAUAUAUAUAUAUUCUCAUAUAUAUAUAUAUAGCUAAUAAAAUUACCUGAGGAGUGUAAUGCUUGUUUAUUUUUUUGUGUAUAUCUUUGCAAUCUAUUUUAUAUAUAUUGACAAAAGAGACUGUGAAAUAUUUAGCCAUGCAGAAUAUGUGACCAGACCAGAGCAUGUGUAGGAAGACUUUGGUAAUCAUUAACUGUACCCUGAAAUGAUGGACUACAAGUUAUAAUGUGUGUUACCUACACUUCAAUCAGUAAUAUUAGCAAAUCUUCAAAUGUUAGUCACAUUGGUUUGUCUCCCUUGUACAUUCUUUAUUCAUGAUAUUACAGUGCUGUAACUGGGUGGUCCUUUUUAAACAAAACAUUAUUUGCAAAACAGAGGGUAUUAUUUGUUUUUAAAGCUUUUGUAAAUAAAGGCUUCAAAAUGUUUUCUUAUAAAUGUUGAUGACUGGUGAUUUUGUUUUGGAAAUACUCAUUUGGGGGAUAUUGUUCAUUUUUAUUUGGGCAACUCAACAGAAUUCAGUAACUUCCUUCAUUAAUCCUAGAUGAUUAUUAGUCCAUUAAUUGAAAAAUCAAUCUGAGUUUUCUGCAUUUCAAGUGUUGGCUUAUUCUUGUUCUUUAUGAGUACCUCAACUAGCUAAGUAAGGAUUUCUAUUUCUCCUUUUUAGGAAUGCAUUUAUUCAUAAGGAUAUACUUAAAAGGAAAUACAUCUGGUGUAACUGUGGCUUUUUAAAAAAUCUAACACAAUGUAGCAAGUUUCUGACUGGCUUCUUUUCAUUUUGUCUUUGCUAAAAAGGAAGUGAAACUUGUUUUCGCUUGUGAUUUCAGUGUUAGUUUUUAUUGAGAAAACUAACAUUUAAAUUCUGUUCAACUAAUAGUUAGCUAUUCUUUGAGAAAUCAAUGUAAAACCUUUUUAGUAGCCACAUCGUUGCUCAAUCUCAUAACUUGUAUCAGUUCUGGCUCUGUCCCUAAAAAGUGUAGAUAAUCCCUAACUUAACUAUCUUUCAACUUAAUGAUUUUUCAACUUUACAGUGGGUGUAUUGUAACCCCAUCAAAAGUUUAGGAGCUCCUUAGGACUAUGAUGGGGUUACAGUUUCUACUGAAUGUGUAUUGCUUUUGCACCAUUGCAAAGUCAAAGUUUGUAAGUUGAACCAUUGUAAAUUGGGGGACUCUAUGCUGUUGUCUGCAUUAAAUGAAUGUUAGUAUUUUUUCAGAUGUAACCUCAUUGUAGGUUGAGCACCUGUAUAGUAUUUUAUAACUUCUGUAGAGGAACAUUUUGACUUUUACUGGGUCUAAGUUUUACUUUAUUUUGUUCCAGUCUGAAUGUUUGUAGAGUCUAGGUUUUAGAUGUAAAGAUAUUUGGAUGAUAAUUUUUUUAGUGUUCCUGAACCAUUAAUUACAGACUCAUAUAGUCUGUUAAGUCUACUAGAGCAAGGGUUGUCAAACUAUGGCCUGCAGCCAGAAUCAGCUUGCUGCCUGUUUUUGUGUGGCCCGUGAACUGAAAAUGGCUUUUAGUUUUAAAUGGUUGGGAAAAAUAUUCAAAAGAUUAUUUCCUGAUAUCAGACAAUUACAUGAAAUUCAAUUUUUAGUGUCUAUAAGUUUUUAUGGGAAUGCAGCCACAAUCAUUUACAUCUUAUCUAUGGAUACUUUUUUGCUAUAAUGGAAAAGUUGAGUAGCUGCUACAGAACCUGUUUAAGUCUGUCUUGUUUUACGUUGCUGCUUGGCAAGCUACAGAAUCAUGGUGAUGCAGAUAUAACCUGAAAGCAUUUAGAAUGCCCGGUGUACUGCUAGAUUUAUUACUUUUUCUCCUACCAGUUCAUGCCCUGUAUCUCAGAACAGGAAAAGUACACUUUGAUACGUUUUCAAGGCACACUAGAAUAUGGACUAUUUUAUUAUAUGGUGGUAUGUUAUGUUUAUAAUGCAAUGACACUGUAACUGGUAAAAGAAUAAACUGACAGUAUCAGACUAACAUCACAAUAUUCCCAACUCGUGGAAAACAACAGUCAGAAGAAUUAGAAAAUUUAAAUGAAACAUCAUAGAAUUUCACAAAAUAAAAAUGAGGCUGCAACCAAAAUGUUUACAAGUGCCCAAUUUGUUAGCCAAGCAAAGAAAACCAUUUACUAAUGCUGAAUUAUAUCAUGCUUGAAGAUAGUAACCAACCCAAAGAAAUGUGUCCAGAUAAAAUGAAGGUAUCAGCCUUUUGAUGAGAACAGUCGUUUGAAGAAUGAGGAUUUUGGACACAACAUCAAAUGACACCAUUAAUUCUUUGCCUCUUACUAGUCAGUACUGCCUAGCUUUAUUUUUUGAGAAACCAUUGCUGGAUUAGAAGUGACUGAAGAAUUUAUGGAACUACAAGUGGGAAUAUUUUCAAAAAAGUUGAGAAACAGUACGACCUGAAGUGGAAUCUACUAAGAUGUGAUGCAACUGAUGCUGGGAAAAAAAUGCAUGGAGCAGAAAAAAAGUUUAUGUGGUCAAAUUUAUAAAGCUUGUGAAAAUGUAAGUUGUUUGAAGCCUAUAACUCUUCACUUGAUUAUGCAUCAGCAGGUAGUUUGCAGGAAAUAUUGGUGUUACUGAACUGGUCAACAGUGAACUUCAUUUGUUCUUGUGGACCUAACCAUCUUCAGUUCCAUAAAUUUUUUUGUGACAAACAGAAGCUGAAUAUCCUGAUUUGAUUUGCUACACAGGCAUUCAGUGGCUUAGCAGUGCUAAAGAUUUAUUUUUAUUUUUUGGGUUCUUGGCUGACAUUGAAAUUUUUCUGAAUGAGAAGAACCAUCCUCAAAUUUUAACACUGAGUAGCUUUGGAAAUUAGCUUUUGCCACAGACUUGAAAAUGUUUCUUAAUGAAUUUGACCUGAAAUUACAAGGUAAAACAAUAUGGUAAAUUCAUUUCAAUAAAAACUAAAAUUUAAAUAAUAAGAUUGUCAAGCUGCUUUAUAUACUUUCUGUGCUAUCAGGAGUCAAAACAGCGCUGUAUUGCCAAAUCCAUUUUUAGUGGAUAUAUUUUCCUGUAGCAGUUUUUUGGACUUUGAUGCAGUGCAAAGAAAAUUUUUAAAUUUUAAAAGCAUUUAACUGCAAUUGAAGACUUUCCUCUUAAUCUUCUGUUGGAAAUGAAUCAUCUUGAAUGAAUGACAUGCUAAAGGGCAAAUACCAAAAAGAUGAAUCCUACAAAUGCCUUACAAGUGAUGAAUAUGCUUAAGUAAAAUCACAUGCUCAUGGGUGGAUGUGUCAGUAUUUAGUACCUCGACCUAUUUGUGUGAAAAGAUACUUUCAAAGAUGAAAUAUGUGAAAUCUCAUUACACAUCAGCAUUUACAGAUUAACAUUUUCCAUUUAUUCCAGUGAGGGAAUACCAACUUUUAGCCCAAAUUGAACAAAAUGUUACCUCCUCUCCCCUGCCAAAAAAUCCCAUUAUUCCCAUUAGUAGACCUCUAUUACUAAAAAAAAAAAAAAAAAAAAAAAAAAAAAAAAAAUUGUACUUGAUAUUUUGAGUUUGCAAUUUUUAGAACAAAAAUUUUGUAAAAAGUUUCCUUGAGUACCUUAGUAAUGUCCUUCAUUUUGUCUUAGCUUGCAAAGCCUCUAAUAUUUGCUACCUGGCCUUUUUAAAAAAAUAAAAAGAAAAAAAAGAAGAAGGCUUGUCCCCUUCUCUACUAGAAGAAAUUCAAGGGUCUAUAUCUGUCCUGUUUGCUGUUUCAUCCACAUUGCCAAAUGCAGUGGCUCCUCUGGGUAGACAACCUGAGGUGGAAUCAAAUUAUGAAUGCAUGUUAUCUCAUGUCUAUAAAAUAAAUGUGUCAGAAUUUAUAAAUAAAGGGAUAGGAAAAAUACUGAUUAUUGUAUGUCAGUGCUUUGUAGUGAAGGCCAGUUCACACAUGCCAUUUGCUACGCUGGUGUAAUUUAUAUGAGAGCUUAAUUUAUAACAAUGUUACCUGUCAUUUAUUUUUCUAUUAAGACAUUAUGGAAAUGUAGGACUGUACACAUCCAAGUCCUGCAGAAUUUUCAUUUCAGGUUUUAAAAGUUAAAAUUCACCAUAGAGUGAAAAUUCCAAAAAACAAGAUUCAUUUACAUUAUCACUAGACAACUUCCAUUUGUUCUAACUUGUAUUAUAUAGUUUUCUAUAGCAUUAGUUACAUCUAACGUUUAGUAUAAAAGCAAUUGAGCAAUUUCUCUUUAGAAGUCCAUUUCAUUGCUUUGUAGCCAUUGUCUGUAGGUGAAUGAAUAAGCUACCUUUCUCCAAAAUUACUCUUCAUUUUCUUUUUAAAGAUAAACUGGUCAAUACUCUCCUUCCUGGUAUGGAGGAAUUUUUUGUACAUGAGAAGCAUUCAUGAAUAUAAUCUGCCCUCUUGCUUUAUUGUCAUAGGAGGGGAAAUUCACUGCUUUCACACUCUUCUUUUUUGGCUCUUUCUCCCAAAAGAUAAGAAUCUUUAUUUGGUAUGAUACCAAGAAAUUGGAGUUCAUUAGCUUCAGACAAUAUCAUCAUGGCUUCCAAAUUGUUAGGAAAUACAAGUUUGCAAGACCCCAAGGGGACUUAAUAUUUUAUAUCUUACUAGCCAUGUUAUAGGUUUUAAGUGUUUUUGAUGGGGAACUGUUUCACUCAUGCCAUAUACCUGUUUUGUUUUUCUAAAAAACUAACACUGUAAGUUGUUAGCAGGUAUCUUGUAUCACUGCAAAACCCAUGUAUAAUAAAAACUUGUUCUUGAG
Molecule: messenger RNA, 6974 nt
Organism: Rhinopithecus roxellana (golden snub-nosed monkey)
Lineage: Eukaryota; Metazoa; Chordata; Mammalia; Primates; Cercopithecidae
Gene: CNOT7
Product: CCR4-NOT transcription complex subunit 7
Exons: 7
Coding region: 317-1174 (285 amino acids)
Cellular component (GO): CCR4-NOT complex; P-body; CCR4-NOT core complex
Molecular function (GO): nucleic acid binding; poly(A)-specific ribonuclease activity
Source: RefSeq, a predicted model, not a curated record